This is a messenger RNA of Helicoverpa armigera (cotton bollworm), 2343 nucleotides long. It is a transcript of the gene Vps52, whose product is annotated as vacuolar protein sorting-associated protein 52 homolog. Bases 193 to 2187 code for a protein of 664 amino acids. Lineage: Eukaryota; Metazoa; Arthropoda; Insecta; Lepidoptera; Noctuidae. The transcript is spliced from 7 exons. Gene Ontology annotation, cellular component: GARP complex. Gene Ontology annotation, biological process: Golgi to vacuole transport; endocytic recycling; retrograde transport, endosome to Golgi. Gene Ontology annotation, molecular function: syntaxin binding. The record is from RefSeq and is a predicted model, not a curated record.
UUAGUUUACUGAAAUAUUGCUUGUAUGUUAGUAAUUUGCCAUAAGGAUAUUUGGUGAACCGUGCACAAUUUGUGUAAACCCUGUUUGUUGAACGCAACAUUCCAAAAUCAGUUUUACAAAACAGAUGCCAGCUUAAUUAUUUUUUUCAAUUGAAUUAUCAAGCAUAUUUUUCUCUCAAACGGAUUUCAAAACAUGACGGAAUCUGCUGAUAUUAAAGACGUUCUGGAUACGAAUCUCGAAGACUUUGAGAUACAAGAAGUUUUGCGAAAUGGCACUGACCUACGAGAAUAUGCUUUACAGCUGGAUAAAGGCAUUAAGGACGCUGAAAAAACUUCUGUAGCAGACUACUUGAAAGAGAGUGAAAACAUAGCUUCCUUACACAAUCAAAUUGAAGAUUGUGAUGGCAUCCUUGCUAAAAUGGAGAGCAUGCUUAUGGUGUUUCAAAAUGAUUUGGGAAGCAUCAGCAAUGAAAUUAUCAGUUUGCAAAAGCGAUCAGUGAGCAUGUCAGUGCAACUCUCGAACAGACAGGUUCUGAAGGGACCUCUCUCUACUUUCAUUGAGGAUAUGGCAGUUUCUGAAACAUUAAUAUUUGGGAUCAUAAAUGUUCCUGUAACGGAUAAAGAAUUUAUGGUACAAUUAGCAAUUCUAAAUCAAAAACUAAACUUUGUCAAGGAACAAGAUUUUAAAGAAACAAAGGCUUGUCAUGAUGUCAAAGAUGUUUUGGAAAAACUGAAAAUAAAAGCAGUAGCUAAAAUUAGAACCUAUAUUUUGGAGAACAUCUACAAAUUUCGCAAACCAAUGGCUAAUUAUCAAAUUCCUCAAAAUGCCAUGCUGAAGUAUAAGUUUUUCUUUGAGUUUAUAUUAGCCAACGAAAGAAAUGUGGCUCAAGAAAUAUGCAACGAAUACAUUGACACACUGAGCAAAGUAUAUUAUUCAUACUUUAAAUCAUAUGCAUCAAGGCUGGACAAACUGAAAUAUGAAGAAGCUCCCACAAAAGAUGACCUCAUGGGUAUAGAAGAUGGCUCUAAAGGGGGAUUUUUCCAAAAGUCAAACUUGAAAAAUAAAAGCACUAUUUUCACAAUAGGUAAUAGAGGAGAUGUACUAGCCCAGCAGCUUGAAGCUCCCAUCAUUGUCCCUCAUGUGCAACAAAAAAUAAAGUAUUCCUAUGAAGCCCUUUUCAGGAGUCUUCAAUAUGCACUGGUGGACAACGGCUGUAGAGAAUAUUUGUUCACAACGGAAUUUUUCCAUGUCAAGGGAAGUCAUGCGCAGGAGCUCUUUGAUAGGAUCCUAGGAAAAACUCUAUCAUUACUUGUGAAAAAUGUUGAAAACUAUGUGCUGGAAUGUUAUGAUUGCCUCGCGCUGUACCUGUGUAUACAACUUAUAAACAGAUACAGGUGGAUGUGCCACAAAAGGGCUGUUGCUGCUUUAGACAGUUACUGGGAUUCACUACAAAGUACUCUAUGGCCAAGAUUAGAACAUGUUUUGAAAAUGAACAUACAGAGUGUCCGAGAGUGUGACCCAGCCAAAUUAUCUAACAAAGAAUUAGGACCUCACUAUAUAACUCGAAGAUACGCCGAGUUCUCAGCUGCUAUGCUAAGCUUGAGUGAACAAUUUCCUUCAGAAGAACUAAGUAAUAUUCUGUUAGUCCUCCAAGAUGAAGUUCAUUGCUUCUUACUCAAAAUGGCAGCAGAAUUUCCACAAAGGAUACAACAAUUAAUAUUCCUCAUCAAUAACUAUGACAUGGUGUUAAGUAUUUUAAUGGAAAGAACAAGAGACAACACCAAAGAGGCAGAAAGCUUCAGGGAGCAACUACAAGCAAGAAGCUCAGAAUAUGUUGAAGAGAUUUUGAGUCCCCAUUUUGGAGGAAUGAUACAGUUUGUGAAGGAAGGGGAACAACUACUUGACUCUGAUAAGAAAACAGAACUGGCGAAUUUAGAAAGGAAGUCUCUUUCACUUGUAGCUUCAUUCAGUUCUGGGUGGAAACAGAGCUUGGAAGAAAUCCACAGAGAAGUGCUUAUUUCUUUUCCAAAUCUUGUGACCGGAUCUGGUUUGCUACAAAUGGCACUUACUAACUUUGUGCAGUAUUAUCACAAGUUUGCAAAGUUGCUCACACCCAAUGCGCGAACUCAAUUAGUCAAUAUUCACGUUAUCAUGGUGGAGAUAAAGAAAUACAAAACCAAUUACUGAUCUACGAACUUAGAUUUAUUUACUUAAGAAUGUACUUAUAUUCUAUUCAUAAUUAUUAUUCCGGAAAAAGUUUACUAAUUUUAUGUAACAAUAGCUAAGUGAUAUCAUGUACUAUGAAUGUUCAUUAUUUAUAAAAAUAAAAUAAUUUACUACAUA